UUCACAAGCAAGUGAUACAUAACCACACACUCUCCAUCUCUGUCUCUAAACUUCCUCUGUCACACCUGGUAACAAGAAUAAAACGCGUCUGUCGAAGAGUAAAGAUUUUUCACAGAGUAAAUCCGAGUCUCCAACAUCUCACCUCUGAUUAACCAUCAUCGUCCCUCGAAAAAAGUAAAAAAUGGCACGACGUUACUUGAACAUCACCGACGUUUUCAUCGGUAUUGCAAUCAUCUCGGCAACCGUCGGUUCCUUCGUCAUCGCGGCGCCAACUCAGCUCCAGAACGAUGUCAUAGAAGCCGACCCUCGUAUUUUCGCUCAACCGGAACUGGCGGAAGCUCUUGCAAGGCAUUACGAGGCCCUCGAAUGGAAUACAAAACAUGAGAAAUCCCCAGAGAAUGACAAUCAACAGAAAUCAAAAAACUUUUAUCAACAACUUCGCAAUUUGGACAGUAUCGGAGGUGCGAAUCUUUUGAGAAACUUGGACAGCAUCGGAGGUGCUAAUCUCCUCCGAAACUUGGACAGCAUUGGAGGUGCUAAUCUUUUGAGAAACUUGGACAGCAUUGGAGGAGCCAAUCUUUUAAGAAACUUGGACAGCAUUGGAGGAGCCAAUUUAUUGAGAAACUUGGACAGCAUCGGAGGAGCUAAUUUAUUGAGAAAUUUGGACAGCAUUGGAGGAGCUAAUUUAUUGAGAAACUUGGACAGCAUUGGAGGAGCUAAUUUAUUGAGAAAUUUGGACAGCAUUGGAGGAGCCAAUUUAUUGAGAAACUUGGACAGCAUUGGAGGAGCUAAUCUAUUGAGAAAUUUGGACAGUAUUGGAGGCGCUAAUCUGUUAAGAAACUUGGACAGCAUCGGAGGUGGCAAUCUAGUUCGGAAAUAAAUAAUUUGGACAUAUAAACUAUAAUGCUUAUUAGUUUUAAAAUCGGUUAAGCAUAUAGACGACUGUGUAUCAGGUAUAGGUAAGAACGUAGACAUGUUACACGUAUGGCGUAUAAAGAACCAUUAAAUACAAUAAGAUAGCAGUGAAAUUUGGUGAAGAUUGAACCCUAAAAUAUCCAUAGAAUCCAAUCCAUUCCCUUCAGACUACUGAAGCAACUCU
This is a messenger RNA of Diprion similis, 1099 nucleotides long. RefSeq lists its product as uncharacterized. The transcript has 3 exons. NCBI's taxonomy places the organism in Eukaryota, Metazoa, Arthropoda, Insecta, Hymenoptera, Diprionidae. The coding region runs from base 182 to 880 and encodes 232 amino acids. The record is from RefSeq and is a predicted model, not a curated record.